This is a messenger RNA of Arachis ipaensis, 1213 nucleotides long. RefSeq names its product S-adenosyl-L-methionine-dependent methyltransferases superfamily protein. NCBI's taxonomy places the organism in Eukaryota, Viridiplantae, Streptophyta, Magnoliopsida, Fabales, Fabaceae. The record is from RefSeq and is a predicted model, not a curated record.
AGUCUAGACUCUAGAAAUGUGUCAAUUUGCCAUUGUUCCUUCUCCUUGGAUCCAAUAGGCUUUUUAAAUAUAUUUUGUACAUCUAACUGGGUUUUAUUUUUUAUACAAAUUAAAAAAGGCCUUUUCUCAAUGACCCAAAACUAAAACAAAAAAAAAAGGAAAAAAGUGGAGCACUGGAAACUGCAAAGUGGAAACAAAUGCAGUGCGUGCAAAGCGCAAACAAAUUACAAUGGCCAGCAAUGAAGCAGCAGAAGUAAAAGAAGAAGAAGAAGAAAGAGAGGAUGCAACAAUGGCGAAGUUGGGUUCCUAUGGUGGCGAAGUGAGGUUGGUGGUUGAUGGAGAGGAAUCAGCUGCAGAAGAGAUCAUGCUUUUAUGGGGAAUCCAACAACCAACCCUUUCCAAACCCAACUCCUUUGUUUCUCAGUCUUCAUUGAAACUCUCCAUCGACUCUUGUGGACACUCUCUCUCCAUUCUUCAGUCUCCUUCUUCAUUGGGCACGCCUGGAGUAACUGGAUCAGUGAUGUGGGACAGUGGAGUUGUAUUGGGGAAGUUUCUAGAGCAUUCUGUUGAUUCCGGGGUGCUUGUUCUUCAGGGCAAGAAGAUUGUUGAAUUGGGAUCUGGUUGUGGGUUGGUCGGUUGCAUUGCAGCUCUUUUGGGUGGUGAAGUCAUUCUUACUGAUCUGCCCGAUAGGCUGAGGCUACUUAGAAAGAACAUUGAAACCAACAUGAAACAAUUUUGUCUACGCGGAUCUGUGACAGCAACCGAACUCAUAUGGGGAGAUGAUGCUGACCCAGAACUUGUUAAGCCCAUGCCUGAUUAUGUGCUUGGAUCCGAUGUUGUUUACAGUGAGGGGGCCGUCGAGGAUCUGCUAGAGACGCUAGGGCAGCUCUGCGGGCCUAAUACAACUAUCUUCUUGGCUGGCGAACUUCGAAAUGAUGCCAUUCUUGAGUACUUCCUAGAAGCUGCAAUGAACAAUUUCAGAAUUGGUCGCGUCGAUCAAAAUCUGUGGCAUCCUGAUUAUCGCAGCAACCGAGUGGUUCUUUAUGUUCUUGUGAAGAAAUGAAAGUUUCAGAAUUAAUGAAACUAUGUUACUUACUUACUUUAUAGUUUAUACUCUACUAGAGUGUGACCCUCCUAUGCUAGAAUUCAUUGUAAAAGAUAUUCUCCUUCCAUAUAUAUUUUUUUGAUAUCAUGCUCAUUUUUUGAGAAGCCU